Suillus fuscotomentosus is the source of this 939-nucleotide messenger RNA. RefSeq lists its product as uncharacterized. The transcript is spliced from 2 exons. NCBI's taxonomy places the organism in Eukaryota, Fungi, Basidiomycota, Agaricomycetes, Boletales, Suillaceae. The coding region runs from base 393 to 758 and encodes 121 amino acids. The record is from RefSeq and is a predicted model, not a curated record.
UCAGACUGGUCACGAAUCUAAGCUGAGCAACAGGAAAUUGACGGUCUUGGUAGAGCUACUGUGGUCCCAGCCUGUAUGCCAUCCAUAGUUCUUCUGGCUCCCCAUCUCCUCUUGGUACGACCUUGUAACGACAGCCAACGAUGCAUGCAUCUAUAAUCUGCUCAGUAGUCUUUUCAUCGUACGGAAGACAGCAGCAGCUUCGUUCCUUCGCAGUGUACCUCGAUCUGCGAUCCUGUCAACGAUAAAGAGAAUGAUGCAAGCUUGCAUCCCGGACCUUGACCUUGCUGAUGUGCCAACUCUCAUCCAGGGAUGUCCUGUGCCAUCCGUAUGCUGCACUCAGUCUUUUGAAACAAGCUACUACAACUGCCUCUUGCGCGUUGGCAUUGCAUUGAAUGCUACAGAUUAUAUACAGGCACAAGCCGUCAAUCGCCUUACUAAUACAUACACUAGGACUCUACGUCUCUUGCUCCGAUUACGGUUAUUCGCUGCAAGAACUCACACUCCCUGGUCAAGACGCUCACGCAAUUUCUUCCCGCACUAGAACUUCCAGUGCUGUGGACGAAAUUGCAGUGCCGUUGGCAAAGGUCGACGUCUCAGAAGAGGCGAGCGAAAUACUUGAAGGCAAUAUGGUGGUCGUCAGGGCGGGCAUUCCCGAUAAAGAUUCCGGUGAAGAUCCCGAUGAAGAUCCAGAGUCACCCAGUCCGAGUCCUCCACCCCCACCCACAAGCUCAAGUGCUGCGCUGGGGCUAAACACAUGAGGCAGGAGAGUCUUGGCUUCGGUUAGUGCUGCUGUAGGAUUGAUCGUGCUGCGGAACAGCUAAUCGGGAAAACUGGUGUAUAAUUGUCCUGCUCGUCGACAUGAGACUGGACCAUCAGCGAAACCAUUGAGAUGGACGCUUAGCUCAAGCACGUUACGGACACUUAUGAAUGCUUACUUCA